CAUUCUUGGUUCUUGCAACAUUCGUCGUACCCGUUUAUUUAGUCAAGGUUCGGUGGUCGACGAAGACAACAUCUUGUUACUGAGGUAGCUGAAUUUUGUUAAUGUGCCGAACGUGAGCUUCUGGGUCAGUCAAGCGAAGAGUUUCAAGAUGUCAGCAAAAGCGAGACACAAGUCAACAAGAAUGAUGGCUCAUCUUUCGCCUACGCCACUGCGAGUGGUACGCAUUCCGGCCACAGAUGUCUCUGCUGCUCGGUGCGCCGCGCGGCACGUGAGAAAGGCGGCGACCACCACCCGGCAGUUGUUUACAGUGGCGCCAAGUGUGCGGGUUGCUGAAGCGGCAAUGGAGAAGAUUGAGUUGAGAAACAGAACAUUCAUGCGUUGGCUCCUUAAGUGCGGGCGCCAGAGGAGGCAGCUGUUGUUGAGAGAGCUGCGUUCAGAUUUAGUGAACAACGGAUUUCACAAAUUGCAGCUAAGGAAGGCAUUAAGACAGCUUGCACAACAAACUGUUGUAAGUUUGGAGCGUCUUACCAACAGAGAGAUAGAUCUCCACACAAAAAGGAAAGUCACAAGUGACAGUGAUUACUAUGAAAGUUACACGCAAAAACAUUACAAAAAAUGUUAUACAAGCAGCGAAUGUAAUAAGCCUAAUGAAAAUAUGAAUGAAGAAAAACAUAAACAUAAAAAAGAUCAAGAAUGUGCAACGUAUAACCAUUUAACAGUCAAAACUGUAAAUAGUCUCAAGAGGAGAUGUGAAGGAUCUCAUCAUACGGUAGAAAAAUCUAUAGGGAGGGCAAAGUUCAAGAAGUUUAAGGACAGGACGGAGACAGAGUUGCACAAAUAUGAAAAAUCCACACACUUUACAACAGAGCAGUAUUUUUUUGACAAAACCAAUAUUAAAAAUAUGGAAAAAUAUGGCGACAGUAAAGGUGAAACUGCAAAGAAUAGCUCUAUAUUGCAGAUAACAAAGGAGAGACCUGACUCUUUUGCUGGAAAGAGAACAUCUGAUGCUAGUUGUAAUAUUGGGAGAGACUGCAGCUUUACAGAAGAAAAGCACAAGAAGAACAGUUACCAGGAUAAAGCCAGAUAUCCUGUCCACUCAGUAAAUAACACACACACUUCCAAGGCUACUGUGCAGACGACAGAAUAUCCAAGCAGCAAGAACUGUCAUGGUGUUGGACGUACAAUGCUGAAACUAGAUGUGUCUAAAGUUUUAAAGGAAACCAGUGUAAAUGAACAAACUGUUGUAACUGCAGCACCCACACCAGAAAUUAUUAAAGGAAUACUCUCAAGAGAUGUAAGCAUGGCACAGCAGUGUCAUGAGAGUGUCUUGUGUGAUCUGACUAGUACAUCAAGUAUUGUGGCCAAAAAAUCUGUGAAUAUGUGCAGUAGUGCAGAAUUUUUAACAAGCAGUAAAAAAAAUAAAUCCUCAGAACAAAUGCUCUCUCUGCCUUUGGGAACUUUUCGUCCAGAGAUUAGGACAUCUCCAAACAUACUUGAAGAUGGGGACAGAUCAUCUUCCCAUGAUGAUAUUAAUGCAAGGACAUCAAAUGACACAAAAAUGGAGCAACCUGUUGUGCUUCCUGUAUCCAUUGAUUUGAAAGAUGUGGCAAAUAGGGUUGAGUCUCUUACAGCUGUAACAGAGCAAAAAAAUGGUGCAGUUGUAACUUCCACUAUUGAAUCAAUGAAAGGAAAUUCUUGCACACUUUCUAAUAAACUUAGUACUGACUGUGAUGAUAUAGAUACAUGCAAGUCGUCUUCAAAAACUUCCGUUAAUGGACAAAUAUCAUAUAGACAUGUGCAAGAAUUGAGUGAGAAAGAAGUGGAGGACCAAGAGAGCAUUGAACGAAGUUUGAAACUAGAAUCAGGGGUUGAGUGUGACAGAGAUAAUCUGCAAAAUGUAGUAUGUGUUCCCUUUAUGUUUGAAAAUAACUCUAUUCAAACACAAGGUUCUCUGUCAUGUGAACAUCCAAACAACAUUCAUGGCAGUGCCAAGUUAAAUCACAGUACUACUGAGGAUCACAGUAAAAUGUUAACCAAGGUAGAGUUGGCAUCCUCAUCAACACUUGGUAAAUGUGACACCUCAGGCAAAGACAAUCUCUCUUUCCACCCAGCGCCUCGCACCCAGCUUGUAAAACCAUCAUCAGCAAAUGAUAAAGAUGUUGCUGUCACCAGAAAUAACAAAUGCAGGCUGUCACUUGAGAACAAAGUUAAUGAUUCUGCCACCAGUGAAUUGAAAGACAAUAUUAAGAGUAGUGCAGAAUCUGAAAUAACAUCUCCUGCAUCUUCUACUACAAAAACUUUUGUUGAAAAACAGGAUAAAAUGUCUCAAUCACUGUUCAGUGGAAGUACCAACAACCAGUCUGGACAUGCUACAACAAAGAGAGAAAAUAAUUCACCAGAUGGUUUUGUGAGUCCACAAAUUAGUGAUACUGUGCAUGAUAUAAAAGUGCAUAAUAAGACUAGCUGUUUAACUGUUCAGAGAAAUACAGCUAGAAGCCCAGAAACAAAAGAACAGUUGAGGUUGACACCUGUCUGCAGACAAAUACCUCAUGACAGUGGCAGCUCUAUGGGUAAGCAAGGUAGUAACGCUGAAAACGGCAACAGGAAAGAAUGUACUAUGCCAUUAGAACCAUCUAUUUCUAUAGAGGCAGUAGAUCAACUCAGGAAUAAUGGAGAGAGUCGUGAGUGUGAAUUCGUGAUAACUAAAGACCACAGUGUGAAGCACAUGUCAACCAAAACGAAAACGGCUGGAAAAACUGAGGCAGAAACCUUGCUAAAACGUCCAUAUAUACAUGAAGAGAGUGAAACAGAUAGCCAAGCAAAAUGCUUCAAAGAACAAUCAAGGGCUCCUGAGUCAUUUAAAAGGAAAUUGAAGUUGAGCCAGAAGUUUGAAGAGCUUUUUGGUGCUGAUGAAUGUGAGGCUGACAGUAUCACUGGUGAACAGAAAAAUGGCCAAAAAAUGUGUAAAACAAAAAAUAUUUCAGAAGUUAGUAAAGAAAUCCCUCAGAUUGGAAACAAGUCGACUGCUUUACAUACCACAAAGCAAUUGCCUGGAGAAGGAGAAAGAAAAUUAAUGCCUUCCAACAGAGGAAUCAGAGUUGCUAAAAAAUCUCCAUUGUUCCUUUGUAAUAAAACAAGAACUAUUUGUAAAGGUCAGCCUAUAGGUUUUGUGUCAAAAGUUAAAUUGAACCAAAGAAAGGAACAAUCUUUGGUAAAUGCAAUUGCAAAAAGAGGCAGCAGUGAUGAAACUGUUGCUGGAAAGAGUCAAGAUUCAGAGAGAAGUCAGUCUGCUAAAGAGAAAGUUAUGCAGAACUGGUUUUCCGAUGCCACCAAUCCACCUGCUUGUUCCAAGAGCAGACUUAUGACAAAAGAUACAGCAGUUAAUCCUCAUAAUAUACCUUGGCUGUUGAAGGAAGUUGAUUUAUCUAAUGUAUCUAUUAAAUCAAGAAAACACUAUUUCAGACAGAGCAGUGUAGAACCCCAAAAGCCAGUAGUGGCUAAAGUGGGAUUGCAUAAGAGAAAUUCCUUUCCUCCCAUGCCAAAUAAUAAGCAUGCUGGUACAGAUGAACCGACUUUUGUCAGGGAAGAUAUUUUUUCUUCACCAGUACAAGUACGCCAUCAUUCAGACACUGAACUUAAUGGAAUGAAUGUGAAUGAUAAGCCAGAAAGGCGAAUUGAAUCUUGUGAAUCAUUGUUGACUUUAGAAACCAGUAACGUGUGCGAGGAAAUUGGAGCACUUAGAAAUGCUGAAGGAGAAAGAGAUAUUUGUACAUUCAGUGAAAAAGAUGUGUUACCAGAUUCACAUAAAAUUUCACCUAGCAGUGAGAAAGUAGAAAUUGAAAAUGCGGAAGUGUUCCUUACUUCUAUGUUUGUUAAGGAUGAAGAAAAAGUUCUUGAUCAAAAUGAAGAACUUGUAGCUGAACCACUUUCUGCAGAUAUUUCAGACGUAGAUGAAAAAACAUUUCAGUGCAAUAAUCUGGACACAUCAGAUGCACAAUGUUGGAUUAAAGCAGAGUUCAGUUCUGUAGAGUCUUUCCCUGAGUUGAACUCUGUGAGCCUUAAAUUACCAAAUUGUGGGCAUUCAGAUGCUGAAACAGAGAAUGGAAGUAGCCCAAAUUUCUCUCUUCCAGAAUUGGAUCCUGUGAACUCAAGCUUUGGAAGCAGAAAUGACACGAAAACUAUAGAAUCUACUCCAUUAGGAGGUGGUAGCUCUUGUGCUCUUGUAGUGGGGUGCGGUAACAACUUGGAGUCUCCUGAGAAAGGUAGUGCAGAGAAAGAGAUUAUGGAAACUAGUAAAGGAAGGGCUACAACUGAAAGGCUGUGCUCAGAAAUUGUGCACACCAAUGAAAGCGGAAUGAGUGUCAGCACAAAGGAAACGGAACAGACAUCACUUGCAGGACCAGAAGUUAAUUUAGUCAUUCGCACUGGGAACAAAGAACAGGGACCAAAAGAAUCAAGUGCUGUAAUUACAGAGGAAGAGAGGAGGGACAUUGGUACUUUGAAAGGGAAAGUAAAUAAUUUUUCAAACGAAGCUAGUAGCAAAGCCAGAAAAGAAAACCUUAGAGUGAUACAUAAUGCAACAGGAAAUGAAUCGGGCAUAAAUAAGAAAAAACAAGAAAAUCUUAGAAGCGAGUUGCAGCUAGGAGAAAAGAGGCUGCAACAUGAUGAUGCAGGAGCUAUACCUAAUAUUACUAUGGCUGACUGUUCUCCCUCACUUAAGAUAAAAAUUGGGUCAAUCAGAGUGAAAGAUCCAUUGAGCUUAGGGAUUGGUUGUAAACUUUCUGAAUCUGAUGCUGCUACACAUCUAAUAGAAAAUUCUGUGAAAUCGUUCCCUACACAAAUUGAGAAUGAAUUCACUGAUUUAGCUAGUCUGUUUGUUACUGGCUUUAUGGAUAUCGACAGGUACAAGGCUCGGAUGAACGAUGCUGAAAAGCUGCCUGAAACAUCAAGAGAUAUUGAGCUCACAUGUGCCAGAACAGAUUUUGUACAUUCUGUGAGAUCAAAAUGCAGGGUUGUGGUAAAUAAGGUAAAAUUUUUGAAGUUUUUUUUCCCUGAUAAAUUUGAAGAAGUUUUGCAUGCUUUUGUCAAUAAAAGAUGGCAGUGUACGACUCAAGAAUUAGCUGAGUUGUACCAAAGAUUCCUUAAAGAGCAAUCAAAGAACCUCAGUGUAGGCACUGAAAAAAGUUCUUAUACACAGAGUGAGAAAACAAAAGUUAUUGUGAACAUUGAAGGCGGAAACGAUGCACCUUUUGAAUCACAGUCAUUUGUGUGUGAAGUUCAGAAUUCUCAGAAGCAUUACAGCAAAACUGCCACAGCCAAAAAUGUAGGUAGAGAUGAAGAAACUACGGGAGUUUGUAUUCAGUCUGGUAAAAGCUCUUGGGAGAGAACUUCCUUCACAAUUCCUAGUGUGAAUAGGCAUGGAUACCAACAUAGUGUUACAGAAAUGUCACCAAAUGUGACUGUUCUGUCCCAGCAAAGCAAUGUUGUUGGAGGUAGUUCAGCCUACAAUUUAACCAUACACCAGAAAGUGUUAGGAACUGAUAACUUGACUACAGAUACUUCACAGGUUGGUUCACAGUCUACAAAUAAACCAAGUGAAGAAGUGAAUGAUGCAGUAAACGCUUACCACAGCUGUAACAGUCGACAGGGAAGCUCGAACAAUGUUAACGAAGGGAUUAAUUCAAGUUUACAGCCAGUUAUGAUGACCAGUGACACAAGUUUACAUGCAAAAAAUAAAAAUGCAAAUGACAUUGUGUCUUCACAGACUGAAAGACAGGUUACCAUGCUGACCCCAAGAUCAAGGCAUAAUUGCUCUGUCAGAGAGACUUCAUCAUGUACCUCCAUUUUAAAUGACAAUGGGUUAAUGAGAGCUCUCAGAUACCAUACAACUCAACACCAGCCAGCAUCUAUACAGUCACUUCAGUCGCUAAUUGAGCAGAUGCCUGCAAGUCGAAGACAGAUCAGUCACAAUGUAUCAGAACAGUCAGAAGUUGGGAUCCUUUCUCAAGAUCAAAAUCGGCUAAGUUUCCCACCUUCGGGCCAGCCGCAGCAUGGGUCCCCCGCCCCGGGCCAGCCGCAGCACGGGUCCCCCGCCCCGGGCCAGCCGCAGCACGGGUGCCCCGCCCCGGGCCAGCCGCAGCACGGGUGCCCCGCCCCGGGCCAGCCGCAGCACGGGUGCCCCGCCCCGGGCCAGCCGCAGCACGGGUGCCCCGCCCCGGGCCAGCCGCAGCACGGGUGCCCCGCCCCGGGCCAGCCGCAGCACGGGUGCCCCGCCCCGGGCCAGCCGCAGCACGGGUGCCCCGCCCCGGGCCAGCCGCAGCACGGGUGCCCCGCCCCGGGCCAGCCGCAGCACGGGUGCCCCGCUCCGGGCCAGCCGCAGCACGGGUGCCCCGCCCCGGGCCAGCCGCAGCACGGGUGCCCCGCCCCGGGCCAGCCGCAGCACGGGUGCCCCGCCCCGGGCCAGCCGCAGCACGGGUGCCCCGCCCCGGGCCAGCCGCAGCACGGGUGCCCACCUCAGCGCAGGGCCCCGUUGCCAGGCUACCUACAGCACGGGUGGACCCCUACAAGCCAGCAGCAACACAUUAAUGUGACUUCUGGACAACUUCAAAGUAGCCAAAUUUCUUCAAAAUCAAAAUCAGUUUUGAUCAGGUACCUGAGCCGUCCGAAAGGUGGUGCCCAGCCUUUAAAUACAAGCCAGUUGCAAGAGGGGCGCAUGCUUUCAUACACGAGCCAGCCGCAGAUGGGUUGCAGGCCAUCAUACCCGAGGCAGGCACAAGCAGGACUGCUCCCUUCAUACCAGAACGGAGGGCAGGUUGAACAGCUGCUUUUGAAACAGAUCCCGCAGCAAGACAGCUACUUGCGUUUGAACCAUUGUCAACUGCCUUCCUAUCAAACACAGCAGCAAUAUGGAAGUCGGCUUUCAAGUCAAAAUCAUACAGUGGCUAACCACAUCACUCAGGGCCAGGCUGUAAAUGGACACCAAUCUUCAAAUCAGAGCUUGCGUUCAAGUCAGAAUCUUUCCAAAACUGGAAACGUACCUGCAAAUCAGAGUCAGACGCAUUGGGCGCAUGUGUCUUCGAAUUCAAACUCUGUCCGAACUGGAUAUAUGCCUUCGAAACAGCCUCAGGUUGGGAGUAUACCUUCAAAUGUAAAUCAGCCUCACUUUGAGUCUUCACAUGUGAGGGAUUUACAGGUCAAGCGAGGCUAUCAAAUACCUGCAUAUGUGAGUCAGUUGCAGACUGGACACCAAACUGCAGGUCAAGAAAAUUUGAACCAUCAACAACUAAACCGAACAUUCCAGCAAAUGUCAUACAGUACUACACAAGCUAGUCAAGUGUCUCCUGUUCAUACGCAAGCCACUCAGAUGAUACACCAACGAAAGCUUCACCAAAUAGCUCCUAAUUUUGAGCAAACUCGGAGUAUGGUGGCCACUGUGCCACAGGGUGCACAGUUACCACCCUACACAGUUCAUGUGAGCCAAGUUCCUGCUAAUCCCACAAAUACAGCAGUUAUGGGACACAUGACUGCAAAUUGUGGAAUGACAGGUCUUGUUCUCUCACAACAGAUUGCAGCUGUUCCCCCUUCUUCGAAAGUACUGGAUGGUUUAUGUUUUUCUGGUGCACAGGCUGUCACUGUUCAGAGUGGAACAACCAGCACGACUCUCAUUAGUACUCAUCAGAAUACAUUUCAGAGUGCACCAAAUGUUAAUUCUAUAAGGAGACAAGGCAGUAGUCACUCGGAAGGAAGAAUUGGGUAUCAAGGAACAGAGACGUCAUUACCUUCACAUAUGUCUUCAAGUGUUGAAGAUCAAGGUAACCGUUUGUCAUGCCUAGCUGUAGGACAGGAUUGUGGAGUGAAAGAAACACAGUCAGCAGAUGAAAAUAGGGGCUUUGCAAAUUUACCAGCACUUGGUAGACAACCAGAAAACCAGCAAGAUGUUAGACUACAGUGUAUUGAGCAGCAGAGUAACAAAACUUCUUUUGUUAUCCAGAACAAUAGAGCCUCAAAUAGUAGAGCACAACAGAAAAUUGCAUCUACUUCUCAUGUUCAUGUAAUAGGUGGAAGUCAACGGACAAUACCUUCAGGAACCCAGGGAACUGGAAGCCGUGGAUACACUGUAUCUUCUGCAAAAAUCAUGACUGCUGAACCUCAGAGUGCUGAAGUUAUUUUUCCACGAACUGCAGAUAGUAGUGGUGUGAAUUCACAGGUACAGAAGUCAUAUAGAACAGCUGCUAUGUGUGAAAUACCAAACAGUUCACAGCCAGUCAUUUGUAACACGAUGUCACAGAACAGUGUGGCAGGGUCUUCUGGAGAAUGUCCACAUCAACAGGUCCAUAUCUCAAGACGACACCCUAAUAUUUUAAGUACACAAUCUACUAAUCCAAAGAAUCUAUCAUCCCUUGUUAGUACUUCUGCAAAACAAAGUGGCAUGCUUUAUGUAACAAGUUCUGAAAAUAAUGAAGUUCCUACUAACAGUUCUGUUCCUAGUCUACAGAAAGCUGCUACAUCACAGUCACAGUUGGUAUUUAGAACUCUGGGAAUAAUGAGACAUGUAAGUUCUGCUCCUGCAGUGUCAGUGUCAAGUACAGAUUCUUUGGAGAGAGACACUCAGGUUACUAGUGCAGAUAAGGACCAGCAUGCAUCCCGUGUAAAGCUACCACAGACUGUUGUUGCUAAUAAUUCUAAGGAUAGCUCUCCAUCUGCGAGAGCAGAAGCAGAUAAAUUAUCACAGCAGAUUUAUACUGACACGGUAGCUACAUCUGCAUCAACUCGAACAGAUAUAAUUAAGAGUGGAAGUACUUCAUGUCCGGCUGUUAGCCCACGUGCUUCGGUUCCACAUGAUCAUGCACCUCAUUCACAUUCAGUAUGUGGUAGUAGUAAUGCAGAUUCAGUAAAUGAAGGCAACCUGUUACAUUCUUUAGAACACCCUGAUGUGCUUAAUGUUUCAUGUGCAACAGGUGUAAAACAAAGUAGACCACCAUUGACUCAGUGUGAUAGACAUACAGGACAGAGUCCUGUUACUGUGAAAGACACAAACACCUCUUCCACGAGUAAUAACAACAGAUGUUUACUGCAACCUGCAGGUGACGAAAAUACUGAAAUACGCCACAAUUUUCAGGCAAGUGCUGUGCAAAUGAAAAUUCCAGUAUCAUCUAGUGACAUUUCAUAUUCUCCACAGUUAUUUGAUGGCUGUAAAACACAAUCUGAUCAUGAGAAGGCAUCUAGCCCCAACAGUGUAACAUACGACGAUGUCAGUCUCAGUUCUGGAGCUUCGUCCUCUAUCGGUCCACCAAUAAUGAACUCUAAAAACAAUACAUACUUGGAAAAAUUGAGUGGUGCACAUGCAAUGACGAGCUGUACUGCCUCUGUAAAUAUUGUGUCAAUUUCUGCUGCUAAGACCGUGUCUUCUGGGAAUGGAAUGGACACAAACAAUUCUUCUAUAACUGAAAAACAAGGGAAUGCAUCUUCAGCUUUUUUUAGUUCAAAAGAGGCGGAGAGCUGUAAGAAUUUGUCACAGCCAGAGAGGACACAGAAUAUACAGGGAAAUACCCCCUGUGAGUCAAAAACAGUCGAUGGUGCCAAUGGAAACAUGUCCACUGUGAGGGUAGAGACUAUUUCUAACACUGGUGCUAAUAAAAGUGUUGCUCCUAAGACAGAUGAGGUAGUCCAGGAAAGCAAUAAACAGAUGAGUGAGAUUUUUGACAGUGACUGUUUUCCAGCAGCAAAUGCUGUGCAGCUUAAGCAUAUCUUAACUUCUGAAAGUAUAUCUAAUGUGACAGAUCAUAUGGAAGAGAUGGAUGUCAAAGAAUUUAUAGAAAGUGAUCUUUCAGUUAAUUCAGAAAUGUCCUUAAAACUAAUGUCUCGAGUUUGUUUUGACAACAAGAAAGAGCUCACCUCAGAUUCAGCUUAUUUAGAAAUUAUGGACGGGAGGAACCAGUGUGCUCAAACUGUUUCAGCUGAUGUGAAUAUUGUCAACAAAAAAAAUAACGUGCCUUUAGAAAAGAAAAGUGGAGUGAACAUUGAUACACCUGCAGUGACAGGGUCUACUGUUUCUGAAGAUACUGCUUUGAAUUGUGCCACCAAGGCAAUGUCUCCUGGAUAUGAUGCAGAUGGAGAGAAUUCGUUCUUAACUGAAAAAAGAGAGAAGACGAUAUCGAAAUUAAGAAGUCCUUGUAUUGUUAGCUCUAGACAGUCACAGAAUUCUGAUUUGGAUAAUUCAGAGUCUGAAAUAACAGUUGUAAACUGUUUGUCUGAAGAUGAUGAUAUUGAGAUCAUUGAAGAUUGUAGUCCUGUACAGUUCCUAGGCUACAAAUUUGCAAAAGUUGGAGUAGCCACAAAAACAACUUCACGGAGCCGACAUAUCAGUGUUGUAGCUCCUGCAGACUCAUUUACCAAACAUCUCUCUUCAAAAUCUGAAGACAUCAGUUGUGCCAAUGACACACAAGAAGCAGUUGGUGACAGUACUUCAGCAAAGACUGGAAGCAAAGAUACGAAUAAUGAAACUUCAGAGACACAAUGUCUCAAAAUAGUAUCUGUUGUAUCGCUGACAUCAGAAGCUAUGGAGGAAAGUGAAAUCCAGUGGCCAUCAUCCCCAGAGCCAAGAACAGUCUCUAGAGACAGUGGAUAUACGACACCAUCAGAAGGGGCAGGUCAUGAUGCUCAGGAGAUUCACAUUGAUGGUGAUGUUCAUUGUGCCUUCUGUGACAACACAGCACAAAUUUUAUGUACUGGGUGUUACAUUACAUGUUACUGCAGUGCUGAUUGCCAGGCAAGGCACUGGCGAGAAGUCCAUUAUGAAGAAUGCAAACAACAAAAUGCUGUUGGAAACAACCAAGUUCAUUGAUGCAGAGUGAGGAAAAAAUUUUGUGUACUAAAUUAUACUAUGACAGCAGUGAUCUCUCAUUGCACUUCAUAACUUACACUGCCAUAAUUUUUUUUAAGUUUAAGAAAUGAAAACAUUUUUUAUUGUACUGAUUUAGGAUUAUUUCAUACAGAUGUUGGAAAUGAUUGACUGUGUUGGCAGUUAAGGCCUGUAGCAUGAAAAAAGGAUUCUUUUAAAGGCCAUUAAUAUGUGUUGUGGUAUUGUAUCUGGGAGAAUACCUGUGACUCCCAUAAAAUGAUUUUCUAGAGAACUAAUAUGUGAAAGAGUGUCCUUGUGUUUCAGGUGUUGAAGAUAUUUAAUGUACAAAAUUUUUAUUUUACUAACAUUAUACUGUGUUUUUGUAAGUAUUGUAAAAAAUUGUUAGUAAUUGCCAAAGAUUAAAGUACAGAAGUCUUUCAGUAUUUGUUUUUAUGGUACCACUAGUGCUCAACAUGUUGUUUGUGGUUAUGUGUCUGAUGGAGGAGGGGGUAUGGGAACUGGAGAAAGGGAAAAGGGGGGUGUCACGUGUGGAGUCUUUGUUUUUCAGUUAUCACUUAGUUUUGAGUGAUACAGAUGAUUAAAAAUUGUAAGUGUGGUACAGAACAAAUUUUACAUUUUGGAACAGUUCAGAUACUAUAUAGCAGUUUUGUAUUUACAGCCUGUGCCAAACACUGGCACACAGUUUUUAAUCAGUAAGUAAGUUUGAGUAGUAUUAUGUCAAAAUAAUACUUGAUUUGUCUAUCAGGGCAGAAACAGAAUGAAAUGUCAUAUUUCUAUCUACUUUUGUAAUAUUGAAUAGUGGCGAUUGAACAAGACAAGUUCGAGGCUUAACUUAACUCAUCACCUUUGAUGAUUUGCUGUUUGCAAUUGUUUGUAGCUCCAUGUGGUGUGUAAAAUUUGGGUUCGGAGUGUGAACAUCCCUCCCUUCCCCCUUCUCCAGUACUGAAAAUUAGUUUUCUACUGUUCACCUUUGAAGAAAUAAUGAUAGCCCAAAGAAUAUCAGUUUCUGACUUCCUUCAUUGAAAUUUUCUGCUGUUUCUGUGUUUAAAAUUUAUAUACUCAUGUUUUGCUCAUAUUAUAGUGUUUAUUUUACUUGUUAAUGUUGCAGGAGCUUCAAUUUUUUUUUUUUAAAUAAUUAUCUUGUUUUGUUCUAUCUUUUGCACAUUUAUUACAAGACUGAAUUAUCUUAAAUGUUUGCUGUGUGUGUGUGUGUGUGUGUGUGUGUGUGUGUGUGUGUGUUUCGUAUCUGUUGCUCAAUAUUGAGAGUAGUUGGAUAAGAUUUACUCUUAAAUGUAAAGAUGAAACUGGUGUAAAUAUAGUUGAAUGAUUUUGUGGACAUUGUGCAAACGCUCUGAUUUACUUUUGAAUACAAUUUUCCUAAUCUUAGGCAAUGAAAAGGUAUUAAAAUGUUAUAUACAUGUACUACAAAUGUAAAGUUGCUUUAGUAUCCCUCUCCCAUUUUUUUAGAACUAAUUUGGAGUUUGUUUAUAUAUUUACUAGAGAUUAUUGAUACUGUCAUUACAGAGCAAAAACAGAUGUUAUUCUACAAAGUUUUAGUCCUCACCUUUCUUAAAGUUAAAAAAAAUGAAGCUGAUGUAUGUUGUUAAAUACAGAGGGUAUGGGAAGUAAUCUCUUUGUUACCCUUCCAUUCGUUUCUGCUAAUUUUUAAUGUGUUGUUAAGCUGUCAUUUUUCAAAUUGCUUUAACUACUUGUACAAAAUUGUUCACAGUAUUUUACUUUUUUAUUUAAAGCAACUGUUUUCAUUCUGCGUUGAGCAAAAACUGUUUUCCUUGCCCAAGAAGUUGCUUGGAUAAAAUGCAGACGAAUACAUUUAUUUUUGUGCAGUUUCAUAUAUCUGCAUUGUUAUAUUUGCAAAUUGCAUAGAUUAUUUGUCAUCAUUUCAACAUGCUUUAAUAACACAUUAUGUUAUUAGUGAUAAGCUCUGUAUUUUUAAUUUUUUAGGAAGUAACUAUCCCAAUUUUGUACUUAAUAUUUUCCACAUGUAGAUACAAAAGGUCUUCAGUGAUGUAAUUUCUGUUCCCUUUGUUGUUGGGAUGUUAGGUUGUAAUAAAGGUGGGAGCUGAUGUAUGAUGGACAUCAUCAUCACAUUUACUGGCUUCAGAAAUAAGUAUUUGUGUUUCAUGUACAUCUAAUGUGACAACUCAUUAAUUUACCUUUCAUUGUUACCUUUGUCAGUCAAAUGCCUGUAGUCUUCUCAUUCUGUGCUAUGCGUAAUUCAGUUGUUGGCAGAAAUUGCUUCUCUUAACUUCAUAAAACUAGUGCACCUUUUAGGCUUGUGUAGUUCAGCAGUUUCCUAUGCCUAAGCCACAGAUCUACUGUCACUUUCCUGUUACAUAACUCAUUAACAGUAUAUUGUAACAGAAGGUUAAAGGACGCAUGAGUGAGUCACUCACUGCUGAUACAGAGUGAAUGUUGUGAAGUGGUCAGGCAUAUGAAAGUUGAAGUUGCAUUGGACAUGGCUUAUGGAUGGACACACACACACACACACACACACACACACACACACACACACACACACACCUACCUAUCUACCUAACUUUUCCACUGUUCAAUUGUAUUUACCAUAAAAUUGUUUUUCAUUACAUCAUUAGUGUCUGUGGAUGUCAUACUGCCUCAAGCUUCUCUUCUUCACACCUAUCAACACGAGGUUUUGACUACAGUUAACUCUGAAAUCACUCUUUUCUGUAUGUUAAUCUUUAUUCCCCUAACUUAAUGACUUCUUGAAGUGUCUGCACCAUCUACUUCAUAGGCAGCAUUUGUUGUGCCAUUGGCCUGUAUUUAGAAAUAGCAGUUUGGUGUUUCCCUGUUCCCAGUAUUCAUUCCUAUAGCAAAGGUCAUGAGUGUAAUGCUUAAAUAUUUCCCCAAGACCACCUUUUUGUUUGUGUAUUGUUCUUCGUUAGUUGCCUGGGUGAUUUUCAAAUGAAUAUUUCUUUUAGCUCUACUCUUAAAAUUCUUCUUUUAUGUAUUUGUAUGUAAUGUAUAUCAUUUUAGUUACAUUUAGAGAGUGGAUUGAUACUGCAUAGUACAAAAAUGAAGAAAAGUCAGUUAAAUUAGUGCCUUCUGUGUUUAAUGUCCAUUUGUCAUCCACUGAGAACUCACUUUGUGACAUUACAGUAUUAUUAAUUCAGUGGUGAGUUGUUGUUCCUAAUUGUAGCAAGAAGGGACGUUAUGAUAAAUUUAUUUUUUAUUGUUCUCAAGGUCUCACAGGUCCUGUAUGUGAGAUAAGUAGACAAUAUUUCAAUGGUGCAAAAUGUUGAAACUAGAUUUAUCAUUGAUCCUUACAGAAAUAAAUGGGAGACAGCGUGUGAGAGACCAGAUGUAAAUAAGUAUUGCAUUGCUAUGUGCUUGUGCAGGUGAAAGGACACUUUCCAGUGUUUGUACAAAAAUGUAUCUCUGUGUACAUAUGAUGAUCUUGCUGCACUACACUUUAUAUUUUGUGUUCCUAUAUAAAUGGAAAGUAUAGACAUGUUAUUUAUUUGAAAUUAUUAUUUUUAUAUAAAUAUGAAAUAAAUUUUUUUACUUUA
Molecule: messenger RNA, 14406 nt
Organism: Schistocerca gregaria
Lineage: Eukaryota; Metazoa; Arthropoda; Insecta; Orthoptera; Acrididae
Exons: 9
Coding region: 149-10843 (3564 amino acids)
Source: RefSeq, a predicted model, not a curated record